Messenger RNA from Agrilus planipennis (emerald ash borer), 12946 nucleotides. It is a transcript of the gene kl-3, whose product is annotated as dynein heavy chain 8, axonemal. Gene Ontology annotation, molecular function: dynein intermediate chain binding; minus-end-directed microtubule motor activity; ATP binding. Bases 1 to 12942 code for a protein of 4313 amino acids. The transcript has 66 exons. Gene Ontology annotation, cellular component: dynein complex. NCBI's taxonomy places the organism in Eukaryota, Metazoa, Arthropoda, Insecta, Coleoptera, Buprestidae. Gene Ontology annotation, biological process: microtubule-based movement. The record is from RefSeq and is a predicted model, not a curated record.
AUGGAGCAGGUGCUCACGCAAUUUAAUCAGCUGAGAAGAGAGAACGAAUUUGUUGGACCCUACGUUGAGAUCGAAUAUUGGAGAAGACAGUUAGCAAAAUUUGCAAGUAUUAUUGAAUUUGUCAAUUCGCCUGAAUGCAGUUUACACCUGCAGUUUUUGAAUAAAGCAAGAUCUCGAUUUGUGAGGAGAAAAUGGAUAAAAAUGGACAACGCUGUUACAGAUUCACGUAAUGAAUGUUAUGACAAUGUUAAGUUUUUGUACGUUUUGGAAAAAUUUUACGAACCACUUUACCGUUGCGACCCCGUUCAAAUAGCCGACUACAUCCCGAGUCUCAUGUACGCCAUCAGGAUGGUCUUUACCACGUCGAGAUAUUUCAAUAACACUGCCAGUGUGACGGCUAUGCUGGUCAAAGUAUCGAAUCAAAUGAUAAACGUUUGUCGCACUUACAUCAACGUAAAUAAAACGAAAACAGUGUGGAUUCAACCAAGAGAUGUGAUUUUGGAAAAGAUCAAGGUUUGUUUGGACCUGUAUUUGAAGUACUAUCAGUGCUUCAAACGGAACCAACAUGCCAUGGAAGAGGCUGGAGAACCGCCUUUCAAUUGUUCUGAGAUGAUGGUCUUUGCCAAAUUUGAAACGUUUAAGAAAAGAUUGGAAGAGAUCGUGGAUGUUAUAAACACAACAGUGAAAUUUUCGAUCUUACACGCUAGCACCAUCGAGAACAUUGACUAUUAUGCCGAAAGGUUUGACGACUUUUACAAAACAAUUUCGACAAAGACGUACGAUGCUUUGAAUCAUCGACAAGACUAUUUUGACAAGGACUACGCGAAAUUCAAGAAAAGCGUAGCAGACACGGAAUGGCAAUUGGAAGAAUUUGUGGGCCAAUCUUUGGAAAAGCUCACAGAUAUUGACAAUGUGCUUAGGCUUCUGAAGAGAUUCGAAAAGCUCCAGUUAGAGUGCUUACGUUUGGAUGAAAGGUAUCUUGAAGCAAUUGAAAUACUACAAACAGAAAUCGAGUUUUUAAGAGACAAAUACAACGAAGAUAGGCGUGAUCCCAUUUUACCGAGAAAUAUGCCUCCAGUAAGUGGGAGGAUUAUGUGGAUUAGGCAGUUAUACGCGAGAAUGGAAGAACCAAUGGAAAUUUUUAGGCCCAAAACCAGAGUUAUGAGACAUAGGAAAUCUCAAAAAUGUAUCCAGCUAUUUAACGCCUUAGCUUGUGUUUUCGUUCACUACGAACAAGUGUACCAUCAGGGAUGGUAUCGAAACGUCAGCCAGGUUCGGACCGGUUUAAGUUCGCCAGUCCUGGUAAAAGAACCGGGAACCAAAAGAUACAAAGUCAAUUUCGAUCCUUAUAUAAUUGAAUGCAUUAGAGAAGCAGAAUACAUUUACAAAUUGGAAUUAGAAAAUCCCCCUUGUGGUGAAGUCAUUGUGUUCGCUAAAGAGAGAUUGCUAAAUUCGUACGAAUUUAUAAAGGGCCUAGUGAAAAGAAAUAACGAAAUAAGGAAGAGCAUACCAACUUUGUUUAUACCUUUAAUGAGGUCGUCAUUGAUACAGCUAGAAAACGCUUUCAUGCCUGGGUUUUCCACCAUUACAUGGACGUCAAUGAAGAUUCCACAAUUUUGUCAAGAAAUCACCAACGUUUUGGACAAUGUUCAAAUGUUUGUAAAAGAGAUGACCGACAUGAAAGAAGCACGUAUCGACGAAGUAUUGGAAAAUUUAGCUAUCACUAGCCUAGUAUACUUGCCCAACGAGCCAGUAUUGCCUACCGAAUUCGUCGAAUUAAAUCUCCAACACAGGGAGAAAAUUGUUGCCGAAAUCGAAUUGAAAUCGUACAACGUGGAAAAAACAGUGGUAGAUUUAAUAAACAAGUUCUUGUUUAUGAUGAAGGCUCCGGAACUGCAGGAAAACAAAUAUGAGUGGCUGGAACCGGAAAAGGCAGUGAGACCGGUCGGUUCAGCUUCAAAACUUUUAUCGGGCGGAGAAGCUGCGGCUUUUAAAGAAAUUGACAGGAACAUCCCGUUAGAUUUAACAGUCAUUCAUGCUGAUUGUAUUGAACUGUUUGGCUAUUUCAAUAUGAAAUUUAUUGAGGCUUUAGUUAGAUGUACCAAAAUAUCACUGGAAUUACUGAAGAUGAGAGCUACAUUUACGGGAACCUCCGACGAGGAAAAAGUGGCACCGCUCAUGAAAACAUGGAUUGAACUUCAUAUUCCUAUUAACACUAUUAAUCCCACAUUGGAUACGAUACAAAGUUGCUUUGCUCAGGUUCUGAACAACGUACUAGAGACAAUCAAAGAUAUAAACGUCUGGGGAAAGAGAGUAAUAAGUGGGGAAAAGACGUAUGGUGAGAAAACCACAUAUUUAAAAUUAGAACCAAAGAAUUAUUUCAAAUCAGUUUCUGAACAGAAGGAAAUUGUCCGAAUUUUUAUGGGUUUACAAGGUGUUAUGUAUUUAUUGCAGCCAGACGUUCAAAAGCUUUUAAAGAGUUAUCUAUCCUACUCGUUCUUAUGGGUUGAAGAUAGGGAAGAUCAAGUUAGCGCAUUUGCCAACAAAGAUCCGUUAAUAGUAGAAAUUACUGAACAAUUCUGUGAAUAUGAUGCUCGCGCUGAUGAAAUCCGAAAUUUACCAGAAAUACAUGAUAUCGGUGCUAUAAGAGUUAUUAUGGAAAAUUAUAAAUUAGCACUUCUUGUUGAAUCCGAAGCAUGGAAACACCUGCUAGGCAAAUAUUUAGGAGUCAUUUAUAAACAAAAAUUAAAUGACAUGGUAAAUUUCAUUAAAACCCAAGAAAAAACAUUAAGUAGGCCAAUAAAUGAUCUAGAUGACUGCAGAAUUGCCAUGGCGUGUCUAGCAGUUAUUCGAGAACAUUUCAUUGAAAUGGAUAUGGAUCUAGGAUUAAUGGAAGAAGCAUACGCCAUGUUCCUUAGAUUUAAAAUUGAUGUUCCUAAAGAAGAUAUUGACAGGGUGGACACACUGCGCUUCAAUUUUACCAAUAUGAUUAAUCACGCUAAACAAGUGACAGAAGACUUAUGCAUGAAGCAAGGUCCAUUCCAACAAGAACUCAUCCGGGGAGUUGCAGUAUUCAUAGAGGAUGUACAAAAGUUCGACGAAGAUUUCGAAAAUAAUGGACCCAUGAUACCAGGAUUAAGUGCUAGAGAGGCGAGCGACCGAGUGCUAUUGUUCCAAGCCAAAUUUGACGAGCUAUGGGGCAAAUAUGAGAUGUACAGUAGCGGAGAGUCACUCUAUGGAAUGGAGAUACAUGAAUAUCCGGCCCUGCACAAAAGGAAGAAGGAAUUCAAUCUUCUCAAUAAACUUUACGGACUGUAUCUGCAGGUCAAUCACACCAUCGAUGGAUACUUUGAUAUUUUGUGGUCGGAUAUAGACAUUGAAGAGAUUUCCGCUGAACUACUUGAAUUCCAAAACAGGUGCCGUAAACUACCAAAAGCUAUGAAAGAUUGGCCAGCAUUUCUCGAGUUGAAGAAGAAAAUCGACGACUUCAAUGAAACGUGUCCUUUAUUAGAAAUGAUGGCCAAUAAGGCUAUGAAGGAUCGGCAUUGGAAGCGAAUGUCUAAAGUUACUGGUUACCCUUUCGACGUCGAAUCUCCAACGUUUACUCUAAAAAGCGUCAUGGAAGCACCUCUAUUGAAAUAUAAAGACGACGUUGAGGAUAUCUGCAUUAGCGCAAUUAAGGAGAAAGAAAUUGAGGCAAAACUCAAACAAGUCAUAGCCGACUGGGCAGUUGUAGAGUUAUCUUUUGCUACAUUCAAAAGUCGAGGUGAAUUACUGUUAAAAGGUACCGAAACGGGAGAAAUCGUUGCCAUGAUGGAAGACAGCCUUAUGAUUUUAAAUUCCUUAUUGAGCAACAGGUACAACGCGCCUUUCAAAAAAGACAUACAAUUGUGGGUUAACAGAUUGGUAUCGUCAUCAGAAAUCUUAGAAAAAUGGAUGCAAGUACAAAAUCUAUGGAUAUAUUUGGAAGCAGUAUUUGUAGGAGGUGAUAUUUCAAGGCAACUGCCUGCAGAGGCAAAACGUUUCAGUACAAUUGAUAAGACAUGGGUUAGAAUUAUGUUCAGAGCCCGUGAUAUACCCAACGUAAUAGAGUGUUGCACAUCCGACGAAACAAUGAGUCAACUGCUUCCACAUCUUUUGGAACAGUUAGAAACCUGUCAGAAGAGUCUGACAGGAUAUUUGGAAUCAAAGAGACUUAUGUUUCCACGUUUCUUCUUUAUAUCUGAUCCAGUUUUGUUGGAAAUAUUGGGGCAAAGUUCAGACCCACAUUCCAUACAACCCCAUCUUUUAAGUUUAUUUGACAAUGUGGCAGAGGUUGAAUUUCAUCCCGAAAUCUACGAGGAUGUCAUUGCUAUGAAGUCUGACUUGGGUGAAAAGGUACCUCUCGAAAAAUCGGUCCAUUGUGUAGGAGGUGUUGAGAUAUGGGUCACUUCGUUGCUAAAUGUUGUAAGAGACACCGUAAAAACUGUGAUAGCGGGCAUGUGCCAGUGCUUCGUUGAUCCAGAAUACGACUUCAUCAAAGGCUUUGUUAAUUAUUGCGGUCAGGCCGGACUUGUUGGAAUACAAGUUCUCUGGACAAAAGAAGCUGAACUUGCUCUAAAACGCUCUAGGAUAGAUCAUCAAAUAAUGAAGAAUACAAACAAUCGAUUUUUAGAACUACUGAAUCAGCUUAUCGACCUUACAUCCCAAGAUUUAACUAAACUUCAACGUGUGCGAUAUGAAACCAUGAUAACAAUUCAUGUUCAUCAAAGGGAUAUUUUUGACGACAUCGUACGUCUAAGGGUUAGAAGUGAAUUGGAUUUCGAAUGGCAGAAGCAGGCGCGUUUCUACUACUACGAAGACAACGACGAACUUUUGGUUAGAAUAACUGACGUCAUUUUUAUUUACCAAAACGAAUACCUUGGAGUCACCGAACGGCUUGCUAUCACCCCCUUGACCGAUAGAUGUUACAUAACACUGGCUCAAGCUAUUUGGAUGAACAUGGGUGGUGCACCAGCUGGACCGGCUGGAACAGGAAAAACAGAAACAACGAAAGAUAUGGGUCGAGCUCUCGGAAAAUUUGUUGUAGUUUUCAAUUGUUCCGAUCAGAUGGAUUUCCGAGGCUUAGGAAGAAUAUUUAAGGGCUUGGCACAAUCCGGAUCGUGGGGAUGUUUUGAUGAGUUCAAUAGAAUUGAAUUACCCGUAUUGUCAGUAGCAGCACAGCAAAUUUACAUUUUAUUAACUGCAAGGAAAGAAAGAAAACCGUCGUUUCUUUUCAGUGAUGGAGAUACAGUUACAAUGAAUAUUGAGUUUGGAAUAUUUUUAACAAUGAACCCCGGUUAUGCUGGUAGACAGGAACUACCAGAAAAUUUAAAGAUUAUGUUCCGGAGUGUUGCUAUGAUGGUACCUGACAGACAAAUUAUAAUUCGCGUUAAACUCGCUUCGUGCGGUUUUCGUGAUAACGUCACACUGUCAAGAAAGUUUUAUACAUUGUACGCCCUAUGUGAAGAGCAGUUGUCAAAACAGGUACAUUAUGAUUUUGGUCUUCGAAAUAUUUUGUCCGUUUUGAGAACUUUGGGCGCCCAAAAAAGAGCGCAUCCUGGAGACACCGAGGAGACAAUUGUCAUGAGAGUACUAAGGGAUAUGAAUUUGAGUAAAUUAGUGGACGAAGAUGAACCGCUAUUUCUGUCUUUAAUUGAAGACAUGUUCCCGGGAAUUAAGUUAUCGGUGUAUUCAUGGAAAGAUUUGCAAAAGGCAAUAUCCAAUCAAGUCGCAGAAAUGGGUCUCGUGAACCACCCAUCUUGGAAUCUAAAAGUGAUUCAGUUGUAUGAAACGUCUCUAGUGCGGCAUGGGCUGAUGGUUUUAGGUCCAACAGGGGCUGGUAAAACCAGAAACAUGCACACUUUAAUGAGGUCUAUGACUGAAACUGGCCUCCCACACAAAGAAAUGAGAAUGAAUCCAAAAGCCAUUACAGCUCCACAAAUGUUCGGAAGACUAGACGUGGCUACAAAUGACUGGACUGAUGGCAUUUUUUCCACGUUGUGGAGACGAACUUUAAAAAUAAAAAAGACGGACUACGUUUGGCUAGUCCUAGAUGGUCCUGUCGACGCAGUUUGGAUAGAAAAUUUGAACUCUGUCUUGGAUGACAAUAAAACACUCACUCUCGCUAACGGUGACAGAAUUGUCAUGGCAGCAAAUUCUAAAUUAGUGUUUGAACCUGACAAUGUAGAUAAUGCUAGUCCAGCGACUGUUUCUAGAAUGGGUAUGGUGUUUAUGAGUGCUUCGGCGCUGCCGUGGAGACCUAUAUUGGAGGCUUGGCUCAAAACUCGCCCUCAAGAAGCAGACCAUUUAAGAAACUUAUUCAAUAAGUGUUAUGAUGAUAUACUAAAUUUUGUUUUGGUAAAAUUAAAACCGAAAAUGUUUUUGAGAGAGGCUUUGUACAUUCGUCAAACAUACGACAUCCUUCAAGGACUUCUUAUAGGAGACGAAGGUGACGAACCGAGGACUUAUUCCGAUAGACACAUCGAAAGGUUUUUCGUUUUCUCGGUAAUGUGGUCUUUAGGGGCUGUUCUUGAACUAGACGACAGGGCUAAGUGGGAAGAAUAUGCUGUUAAGCUUCCAGGCCGUAUAGACUGGCCCAAAAUCAAGGAGGGAGAGUCAAUUUUCGAAUACUUCGUGGACGAAAACGGCAAAUGGCUGCAUUUGUCCGAACGAAUAGAAGAUUUCAUAUAUCCUCCUGAUGAAAUCAUUGAAUACACAAGCAUUUUGGUACCCAACGUAGAUAAUGUACGAACGGGAUUUCUAAUUCAUACAGUUGCAAAACAAGGAAAGGCAGUGUUAUUAAUUGGUGAACCAGGAACUGCGAAAACUGUUAUGAUUAAAGGAUACCUGAACUCAUUUGAUCCAGAAUUUAAACUCAGUAAAAGUUUCAACAUGUCAUAUGCUACAACUCCUAAUAUGGUGCAGAGAAUAAUUGAAUCUUAUGUUGACAAAAGAGUUGGCACAACGUAUGGUCCUCCAGCAGGAAAAGUUUUGACGGUGUUUAUUGAUGAUAUCAACAUGCCCGUUGUAAACGAUUGGGGUGAUCAAAUUACAAACGAAAUCGUUAGGCAACUGCAAGAAAAUGGAGGUUUCUAUAGCUUGGAUAAACCUGGAGACUUCUCCGCCAUAGUUGAUGUCUUGUUCUUGGCAGCUAUGAUUCACCCAGGUGGUGGAAGAAACGACAUUCCCCAUAGGCUCAAAAGGCAGUACUGCGUUUUCAAUUGCACUCUGCCUAGCAUCAAUUCCAUGGACGUGAUCUUCAGUCGCAUUGGCGUGGGAUAUUUUUGUAUUGAAAGAUUUAACGAAACCAUAGUGGAUUUUGUAGCUAAUCUAAUCCCUUUAACCCGACAAGUAUGGCAACAGACGAAAAACAAAAUGCUCCCUACGCCUGCCAAGUUUCAUUACGUCUUUAAUUUGAGAGAUCUGUCCAGAAUAUGGCAAGGAAUUUUGACAAUUCAUGGCGAAGAAUGUUCAACGAUUAAAACUCUUCUGAAAUUGUGGCAACAUGAAUGUAUGAGGGUCAUUUCUGAUAGAUUUACAUCGUAUGAAGACCGGGACUGGUUUACGAAGAAUUUAAGACGUGAGGCAAGAGACUUUUUAGGUGCAGACGUGUAUAAUCAGCACUUUUCUGAAGAUGAGACAUACUUUGUUGACUUCUUACGAGAAGCUCCCGAAGCAACAGGAGACGAGCCAGAAGAUUUCGACUUCUCUCCUCCUAAAGUAUACGAAGAAAUGCCUAGUUGGGAAUUUGUGAUUGAAAAGUUAAACUUAUUUAUGGAAGGUUACAAUGAGUAUGUAAGAGGAAGCCCAUUGGACAUGGUGUUCUUCCACGACUGUAUAGUCCAUUUGAUUAUAGUGUCUAGGAUAGUAAGAACUCCUAGAGGCAGCGCAUUACUAGUUGGAGUAGGAGGUUCCGGAAAGCAGAGUUUAACAAAACUUGCUUCCUUUAUAGCCAAUUACCGCAUUUACCAAAUAUUAUUGACAAGGUCUUAUAAUAUUAACAAUUUCAUGGAUGACAUGAAGGUUUUGUAUCGAACUGCUGGUCAGCAAGGUCAAGGGGUGUCAUUCAUAUUCACCGAUAACGAUAUUAAAGAUGAAAACUUUCUGGAAUUGCUAAAUAAUGUUCUCAGUUCAGGAGAAAUAGCAAACCUGUUUGCUAAAGACGAAUUAGAUGAAAUUCAAAAUGAAUUGAUAUCUGUCAUGAAAAAGGAAUACCCAAAACGACCACCAACAAAUGACAAUUUGUAUGAUUAUUUUAUCACCAGAUCUAGAUCCAAUCUGCAUUGUGUAUUGUGUUUUUCACCGGUGGGUGAGAAGUUUAGAAACAGAGCAAUGAAAUUCCCUGGUCUUAUUUCUGGAACAACAAUGGAUUGGUUCUUUAGAUGGCCAAAAGAUGCACUUGUGGCUGUGUCAAAUCAUUAUUUCAGGGAAUAUGAGAUGGAAUGUACCCCAGACGUUAAAAGGUCACUAAUAUACAUUGUUGGGGAAAUACAGGACAGUGUAGCAGACUUAUGCUCAAAUUAUUAUGACAGAUUCCGAAGACAGACGUAUGUGACUCCGAAAACUUUCCUAUCUUUCCUGGAAAGUUACAAAGACCUUUACAAAGCGAAACGGGAAGAAAUUCAGAUAAUGGCAAACCGGAUGAAGACCGGAUUAUCAAAACUAGUAGAAGCCGCUGCGAGCGUCGAUAUAUUGAAACAGGAAUUGGUGGUUAAGAACAAAGAAGUGGCUGCAGCUGCGGAACAGGCUGAAAAGGUACUGGUUUCUGUAAUGGAAGCUUCAACUAUAGCAAACAAAAUUAAAGAAGAGGCAACCAUAGUCAAAGACAAGGCCGAGGUUCUUGUCGCAAUUAUUAGUGUGGAUCAAAAAGUUGCUGAAGAAAAGCUACUAGCUGCCAAACCUGCUCUUGAUGCAGCAGAAGCAGCCCUACAGACUAUUAAAGCAUCCGAUAUAGCUACGGUGAGAAAAUUGGGAAAGCCACCGUACCUAAUCAUGUUAAUUAUGGAUGCUGUCAUCAUUUAUUUUAAAAAGCACAUAGAGCCUACCGUUCCCGAUCCAGAAAAGAAAUUUUUAAUGCCGUCCUGGAGUGAAUCCUUAAAGGUAAUGGCAGAUACCAGAUUCUUAGCAAAACUUCAAGAGUAUCCAAAAGACACUAUAAAUGCAGAAAUGAUUGACCUUCUUACCCCAUAUUUCUCGAAUCCAUUGUACACCUACGAGGCUGCGAAAACCGCUUGUGGUAACGUAGCAGGAUUAAUAUCAUGGACUAUUGCGAUGGCUUCAUUUUAUGAUGUCAACAGAGAAGUAUUGCCACUGAAGGCAAACUUAGCUAUCCAGCAAGCGAAGCUGGAAAGAGCUCAGACUGAAUUGCAUGAUGCCAUGGAAAUGUUGGAAAAGAAAGAAGAAGAAGUGAGACAGUGUCAAAUAGAAUAUGACACAGCCAUGGCAUUCAAACAGCAAGUAUUCGACGAGGCAAUGAAAGUACAAAAUAAAAUGGACCAAGCAACUGGUUUGAUAAACGGUCUGAGUGGUGAAAGGAUUCGAUGGACUGAUCAGUGUGCACAGUUCAAGGCCGAAACGGAAAGACUGGUGGGCGAUAUAUUAAUUUUGACGGGAUUUUUGGGAUAUUCCGGGCCGUUCAAUCAAGAAUUCCGAACUAUUCAGCUAAAAACGUGGAUGGGCGACAUCACCAAGAGAAAGAUUCCAGUAUCCGCAACUGUUAACAUUAUUGAUAGCUUGAUUGAUACAGCAACGAUAGGUGAGUGGAAUUUACAAGGUUUACCUUCGGACGACUUGUCCAUACAAAACGGUAUCAUCGCCACCAAAGCUUCAAGGUAUCCACUGCUUAUAGAUCCCCAGAAUCAAGGAAAAGCGUGGAUUAAGAAAAAAGAACAGGAGAAUGGUCUCGUUGUUACCACAUUAACUCAUAAGUAUUUCAGGAAUCAUAUUGAAGAUUCAGUCUCCUUUGGAAUGCCAGUAUUAAUUGAAGAUGUGUUGGAAGAAUUAGAUCCCAUGCUAGACAACGUACUGGAGAAAAAUCUUAUAAGGGUUGGUACCACAUACAAGGUUAAAGUAGGCGACAAAGAAGUGGACUUCCACAAGGACUUUCGAAUUUACAUUACGACCAAACUGGCAAAUCCAUCGUAUACGCCAGAAAUUUUCGCCAGAACAUCUGUCGUUGAUUUCACAGUUACAAUGAGAGGUCUCGAAGAUCAACUGCUCGGUAGAGUCAUUGUAACGGAGAAGAAAGAACUUGAAAUCGAACGUACGAAUUUGAUAAAGGAUGUGACAGCUAAUAAGAGAAAAAUGAUUGAGUUGGAGGCAAAUUUGCUUUAUAAAUUGACAACCACUCAAGGAUCUCUUGUUGAUGAUGAAACCGUUUUAGAAGUCUUGAAUACCACAAGAAGCACCGCACAAGAUGUUAAAGAGAAACUGGCGAUUGCAAGAGAUACAGAAAUUAAAAUUAACGCGGCUAGAGAAGAAUUCAGAUCGAUAGCAACUAGAGGAAGUGUUCUAUACUUUUUAGUUGUCAGUAUGUCGAUGGUAAAUUGCAUGUACCAGACAUCUUUGGUACAAUUUUUAGAAAGAUUCGAUAUAUCUCUAAUCAAUUCAGAAAAGUCGCCCAUCACUUCAAGGCGCUUGGUAAACGUUUGUGACUACCUGACAUACGAAAUAUUCAAAUAUAAAUGUCGAGGGCUCUACGAAGUACACAAAUACAUGUUUGUCUUACUUUUGGUACUAAGGGUGGACCUCCAAAGAGGAUACAUAACGUAUGACGAAUUUCAGUACUUCAUAAAAGGAGGAGCUGCUCUGGAUUUAAACGCGUGUCCACCAAAACCAAGCAAAUGGAUAACGGACAUGGUAUGGCUAAACCUGGUAGAGUUAUCAAAACUGAGACACUACCAAUAUAUUCUGACACAGAUAGAAAACAACGAACGCGCUUGGAAAGUUUGGUUUGAUAAAGAGGCUCCCGAGGAAGCCGUUAUUCCCGACGGAUACUCAAAUUUGGACGCGUUUAGAAAACUAUUAUUGAUCAGAGCUUGGUGUCCCGACCGAUCUAUAACACAAAGCAGAAAAUACAUAGCCCAGUCAAUGGGUCAAAAGUUCGCAGAUCCAGUAAUUCUCAAUAUGGAAACAAUGUUGUUUGAGAGUAGACCAUUGACUCCUAUAAUCUGCUUCCUGAGCAUUGGGUCUGAUCCCACGCCAUUUAUUGAACAGUUAGCGAAAAAAAUGGAAAACAAGAGUAAAAGUAUUUCCAUGGGCCAAGGCCAGGAAGUACACGCGAGAAAGUUGAUGGCGUCCGCGAUGGCUGAGGGAUAUUGGUCAUUACUCCAAAACUGCCAUUUGAGUUUGGAUUACAUGAACGAAGUGAUGGUAAUGUUCAUGGAAUUGGAAAAGGGCGUCGGGGCUGUUCAUCCUGACUUUAGAUUUUGGAUAACAACCGAAGUUCACCCUAAAUUUCCCAUAGGACUUUUGCAGAUAUGCAUCAAAUUUACUGUGGAGCCCCCUGCAGGUAUUAGAGCAGGAUUAAUGAGAACCUACACAUCCAUGAGUCAAGAUAUGCUGGAUUACACUGAUGCUUGGCAGUACCUUCCCCUUAUCUAUGCUAUUUCAUUUAUGCAUACGGUAGUACAAGAGAGACGAAAAUUUGGACCGUUAGGUUGGAAUAUACCCUAUGAAUUCAACUCAGCCGAUUGGCUCGCCAGUUGUAUGUUUGUACAAAACCAUUUAGAAGAUAUAGAUCCCAAGAAAGGAGUUAGCUGGGUCACAUUAAGAUACAUGCUUGGCGAGGUCCAAUAUGGUGGUCGUGUCACUGACGACUUUGAUAAACGUUUGCUGAACACCUUUACAAAAGUCUGGUUCCACGAUAAUAUGUUUCUGGAUGAGUUUAACUUCUAUAAAGGAUACAAAAUUCUAAAGUUUAAAAAUAUCUCGGAAUAUUUGGCAGCUUUUGAAAUCAUGAGCGCCACCGAUCCUCCACAAGCAUACGGAUUGCAUCCCAAUGCUGAUAUAUCGUACAUGACCACAACUGCCAAUACCAUGUUUUCAACCAUGUUGUCCAUACAGCCGAAGGAGUCUUCAGGUGGUGGUGGAGAGACGCGCGAAGGUUUAGUUGUCAGAUUAACCAAAGAUAUGUUAAGUAAAUUACCACCAAAUUACGAUAUGUAUGAAGUUAAAGAUCGAUUGAGGGCGAUGGGAAUACUAAAUCCUCUAAAUAUUUUCCUGAAACAGGAGAUUGAUCGGAUGCAAAAAGUGAUUGGUCUUGUGAGAGCCACUCUACGAGAUCUUUUGCUUGCCAUUGAAGGAACAAUAAUAAUGAGCGAGGGAUUAAGAGAUGCCCUGGAUAAUAUAUACGACGCUCAGAUACCCGCUGUCUGGAGAAGGGACUCGUGGGUAUCAAGUACGUUAGGGUUUUGGUAUACGGAACUAUUGGAGAGAAACAUUCAAUUCAGAACAUGGUGUUUUGGAGGAAGGCCCAAUAGUUUUUGGAUGACAGGAUUUUUCAACCCUCAAGGUUUUCUGACGGCUAUGAGACAAGAAGUGGCCAGGGCUCACAAGGGGUGGGCUUUGGAUCAAGUGACCCUACACGACGAUGUAUUAAAACAGUUUAGGGAAGAAAUUAAAGUUCCACCAGUGGAAGGCGUAUACGUUUAUGGGUUAUUUUUGGAUGGUGCAGGAUGGGAUAAGAAAAACAUUCGCCUAACAGAGUCGCCAUUGAAAGUUUUAUUCACCAUGAUACCUGUGAUACACAUCUAUGCCAUUUAUUCAACCGAUCCUAAAGAUCCCAAGCUUUAUGCGAGUCCUGUUUACAAGAAACCAAGGAGAACGGGUUUAAAUUAUAUUACAACUUUAUGGCUUCAAACAAUAAAACCACCGGAACAUUGGAUUUUAAGGGGCGUAGCACUGUUGUGUGACACCAAAUAAUUUU